This is a messenger RNA of Botrytis cinerea B05.10, 4014 nucleotides long. RefSeq lists its product as hypothetical. Gene Ontology annotation, molecular function: phosphopantetheine binding. The record is from RefSeq and is a predicted model, not a curated record. The transcript is spliced from 5 exons. The coding region runs from base 631 to 3894 and encodes 1087 amino acids. Lineage: Eukaryota; Fungi; Ascomycota; Leotiomycetes; Helotiales; Sclerotiniaceae.
GGUCCUCUAUUUUGCAAGCAGGGAUAUCUGAAGUCGAUCCUCUUCCUUCAUUCGUCAGAAUUCCGGAAAACAUCAACGAUUACAUUUGCAGUGUCAUUCUCGAUGAAAUCUCGAAUGUGGCUACAUCUAAAACUUCCUAAUUCAAUAUUGCCUGAAGUUUGAGAUUGAUGUCCAUAGAUUAUCUAGACUUUUGAUGCAGGAACACGUCUGCUGUGUUACUCGAUUAUCGCCUCACUAAUCAUGCAAGCUGAUGCAACUUUGCAAUAUUCUUCCACACCCAUGAAAUCGCACCUAUGCAGCAAUGUCCGAAUAUGUCUAAAUCACCUUUGGGAGGUGACAUGAGAGACUGUUUGAUGAUAUCAAUUCUCAGUCGCUAUCAGCCCUCGGACAAUUGCUAUUUGCUGGCCUUUCAAGUUGUUGAAGCAAUCUAUCACUCAUGGAGAGAUCACUUGGAUCGAGAACGCCAAUUACAAUAAUAAGCGCUUGGAAGCCCACCACUUCGGAAAACUCUUAAACUUUAUAUAUGUGUGGACUAAUUCAGACCGAACUUGCUAUCUACACGAGUUUUAACUUUCUCCAAGCAUCUUUACCAAAUUGCAUUUUGACCAUCUUCUCCUGCCUGAAAUAGACAUGGCAAUAGACAUGGCAAUUCCAGAACUGCCUCGGGAUUGUGGAAAGCGAUUAAUUGCUCAUUAUAUACAUCAAACUGCAAUCGAUGAGCCUCAUCGAGUAUGCAUUUCUAGGCCCUUGACUUCCGAACCACAUGAUGGAUUCGAGGACAUCACAUUCAGUCAAUUAGACAAAGCCAUAGAUGUCGCGUCAAACUGGGUUGAAAAGCACGCUGGCAUUGGCGAAAAUUUUGACUGCAUUGCCUAUAUCGGUCCCCAUGAUCUGCGGUAUAUACUCCUCAUGAUAGCGGCGAUCAAAACUGGACACAAGCUUUUUGUGCCAUCGCCACGGAAUAGCCUAGAAGCACAUACCAAACUAUUACAAGAUUACAGAUGCAAGAAUUUCCUAUUUGCAAAGGAUUCCUCGAUAUCUCAGAAGAUUGUUAAUGACAUUCAAACGAAAGUUGACCUUCAAACCAUAGCUGUUCCCACCCUGAAUUAUUUCUUUCAUCCUGGGUUUGAUGUGCCUCACUAUAAGUAUACCGCAACAUAUGAAGAGGCAAGAUUUCAACCGCUCGUUGCAAUGCAUACAUCUGGAACUACAGGAACACCUAAGACUAUCGUUAUGCCACAAGGUGUUAUUACAGGUCUAGAUGCCUCUCAAAUGGCUACUUUUCUUUAUGGUACUGCUACAACAUCUGAUUAUUUCCGAGGUUUACGGUGCUUUUUCGCAUUUCCACUAUUUCAUGCCGCGGGCGUCUGCAGAAUUAUGACUGCUCUAUACUUCAAGCAGAUAGCGGUGCUUCCACCGCCUAUACCAUUGACUGCAGAGAUAGCAAAUGAGGUUCAUAUACACGGUAAAGUGCAGGUCUCGGAUCUCCCUCCUGCCGUGUUGGUGGAAAUAUCGAAGACCGCUGAGUAUUUGAAGAACCUUCGUCCUGUCAAAUAUAUCAUGACUGGAGGUGGCCCAUUGCCUAAUGGCCCUGGAGAUAUCAUCAAUUCACACACACGGCUCUUUGCGGGGUUUGGAUCAACAGAGACAGGACACAUUCAAGCGGCUUUACCCCCAAAAGAAAAUUGGGAUUACUUUGACUUUUCUACAUCAUUUGGUGCUGUAAUGAAACAUCACUCGGGUGAACUCUAUGAGCUUGUGAUCGUGCGUGAUCCAUCUAUAGAAGCUUACCAGGGUAUUUUCUAUACGUUUCCAGAUCUCUCAGAAUACAAAUCGCGGGAUUUAUUCUCGAGACACCCUAGCAAAAAUAACCUCUGGCGACAUGAAGGUCGUUCUGAUGAUAUUAUCGUCUAUUCUACAGGAGAGAAGUUCAAUCCAACUAGCAUGGAAAAUGUUUUGAACUCUCAUCCUGGAGUCAAGUCAGCCAUAGUCCAUGGUACGAAGAAAUUUCAGUCGUCCUUACUGAUUGAACCAACCAACCCCGAGAGCUCCAAGGAUGACCUGUUAGAUGAAUUAUGGCCAGCAAUAAAGGCUGCAAACAUUAGUUGCCCCGCACAUGCGCGAAUAAUGAGCAAGGACCUCGUCGCCUUCACUAGACCCGACAAACCAUUUCCCAGAGCUGGGAAAGGUACCAUACAACGAAAGCAAGCUGAAAAACUAUAUGAGACAGAGCUUAAUAGUCUUUAUGACACAAAAACCGAUGGACAUGGAACGAAAAACGAAAAUACAAACGGGAACAAUUCUGCGAAUAAGGGGGCGAGCUGUGCCGAACAAGAUAUCAUCAUCCAAGCUAUCUCGGGUAUACAAGGACUCGAGAACUUAUCUCCCUCUGAUAACUUCUUUGAGCAGGGGCUAGACUCGCUGGGCGUGAUAUCUAUAGCGAGGGCGGUGAAUUUGGCAUUCCAAUCACAAAACCCUCCACGAAAUUCAAUGCCCACGUCAAUGAUAUACGCAUAUCCAAGUCUAGAGAAACUAUCAUACGCUCUAUCAAGUACUGUCAAAGACGAAAAUGAUUUUGAUGAAAUGCAAGCAGAGUACGAUCGGUUCACCUUUGAUCUACCUAUUAUUGCUAGACCAUCGACACCAGUCACUGGGCCUAAAGUAUUCUUAUUGACCGGGUCUACUGGAUCAUUGGGUUCAUAUAUUCUAAGCAAUAUACUUCAACAGGACAAGUCGUGCAAGGUUUAUUGCCUUAAUAGAGGCGAAGGUUCCGAGAAGCGUCAGCUUAACUCUAACUCGUCUAAGGGCCUUCCGAUAAACUUUAGCCGCGUCCGAUUUCUGGGCAUGGCAGCUGAUACUACGGAACCAUGGCUAGGUAUUGAGCUUGUCCAGUAUAAGGAGCUGCUCAAUAAAGUAACGCACAUAAUUCACAAUGCUUGGCAUGUUGACUUCAACAUGUCUCUCAGCCAAAUGGGUGCAACACAUCUUCAUCGUGUUCGUCAGCUUAUUGACUUCUCUGCUCAUUCAAGAUUCGGUGCUUCUAUUCACUUCAUCUCUAGUAUUAGCACUGUUGGCAACUGGGAUGUGAUUGGAUCGAACACGCCCAGCUCUUCUGGCUCUUCCACGCCAUCGCAGUUGGAAGCGGAGCUAAUAAUGACGAAGCUCCGUGUCCCUGAGAUUCCUUACGAGAAUUGGUCGCUUCCACAAGGCUUAGGUUAUGGCCAAUCAAAAUUUAUUGCCGAACGGCUGUUUACUACUGCAUGCAAGGUUGCCAAUAUUCCUGCUUCGAUCUAUCGAGUGGGUCAAAUUGCCGGUCCGAAAAGCAGCAAAGGAAAGUGGAACGAACAAGAAUGGUUUCCCUUGAUUUUGAAGUCUUCAACGUAUUUGAAAGUUCUACCUUCAUCGUUAGGGCCACUGGAAGCUGUUGACUGGAUCCCCGUUGAUAUACUUGGGAAAGUCGUUUACGAACUUGCAACAUCUUCUAACCAUGAUACCCUGAGCUUGGAUUCGGCAAUUAACUCGUCUUCUGUGUCACCCAGAUUCUACCACCUCGUGAACCCAAAGCGAACAACAUAUUCAGAUGCUAUUCUUCCUCGACUACAAUCUAUUCUUGACCUUCCUACUAUUCCCUUCGAAGAAUGGGUACAGCGUCUAUGUGAUAGUGCAGCGAGCACACAGGAUAUGAGUAUAAAUGAUAACCCAGCAGUAAAAAUACUUGGAUUUUAUAAGGAUUUGGUCGAGAAAGAAAAGAAAGGCAGGACACAAGUCUGGCUUGAUACGGAGAAGGCUGUCGAGGGAAGCCCAACCUUGAAGGGUAUGGAUAUGAUCGAUGAAGAUUGUGUAAACAACUGGAUGAGGCAAUGGGGAUACAUUCGCAACGAGCAUGGAGAAUAGAACGAGGAAACUUCUCUCAUAAGAUGUUUAGACAUUCAACAUUUGUAUUUUCUUAUUGAUAAAAUGACCGAAUAAAUCGAUCAAUAAAAAAAGGAAUUGCUAUACACCAGGCGGAAUGCA